Molecule: messenger RNA, 477 nt
Organism: Chilo suppressalis (striped riceborer)
Lineage: Eukaryota; Metazoa; Arthropoda; Insecta; Lepidoptera; Crambidae
Source: the annotation of a GenBank genome assembly
AUGUCCCCUGCUACAGCAAUCGCUAAUAUUAUGAGAAGUCCACCAAUAAUAUUGAGUGAAGACUUGGAGGAAAUAUUCCGUUUACCAAAUUUAUUUAACGUUCUUGUGGGCUCAGUGGAAAUAUGCGCUCUUGGGUUUAAUCUCACGAUGGGUGACUGGACUCAAUUUCCUGGAUCUGUUUUAUUCCUGAUGUCAGUAUUACUUCAGAUAUUUCUGAUGAGUCUUUACGGAGAGAAUAUAAUUCAUGAGAGCAGUAACAUUGGUGAAACAGCUUACCUCAGCAGUUGGUAUAACAUGGAUCAGGAAUCUAAAAAGUUAUUACUCAUUAUAAUGCAAAGAUCGCACAAAAAUCAAAAGUUGACUGCAUAUAAAUUUUCAACGAUUUGCUACAGAAGCUUCACUAAGAUAAUAAGUACUUCGUGGUCGUACUUUACAAUUCUGAAAACGACUUACAAGCCUUCUGCAGCUGUAGAAUAG